GGCUGUCUUUAGGACGUAGGUAUAUAUAAGAGAUGCGAGGCGACCAGAUUUCACAGUGGAAGCAGCUCCGCAUGCCUUUCGUUUGCUACGACUUUGGUUUGAGUAUUUUGCGCCGUUGAGCAUGGCGGAAUCUCACGACAUUGAGUAUGGGGGUAGCGGAAGAGAGGGGCAUGUUUCUGUCGGAAGUGAGGGUUACUUUAGGGACUAUACUCCCGGUGAGACGGCCGUAAGCCUAGGCGAAGACGGACAAAUAGUUUCCUCUCCUCCUAUCCCCGGAUUCACGGAACCGUCACCUCACUUGCAACCCCGGAGCCUCGGCGGAGACGCAGAAUCUUCUUCCACCAUCCUGCCAGCACCCAGCCACCACCAACCUCUCGCCCCAAAACUACGGCCUACGCUUUCAAGUGACAGACCACUAUCACCACCACCACCACCACCGCCUCUAACUCGAUACCUCCGGGACGUACAAACGCACGAACUCAUUGCCCUCGGGAUCAGAGUCGACGACAUACAAUACCUCGAUCCAGGAACCCCCCCGCAACCGCCAACGUACCCGCACGUGCACGGGGCAGCGCGGAACCGCGUGGCGACGUCGUCCAUGUCGUCGGUUUGUCUAAACGUCAGCGAGAAGCAAGGUUCCCAGAAAUCGACGGCGGCGGAGGGGGCAGAGAGCUCGCCCGCGGGCGAACUGCCGGAUGUUAUCAAGUCUUCGGGGUCGGAGCAGGAUGAGGAUGGCACGACUUCGGAUGAACACUUGGAGAAUUUGCAUAGGGCUAUGAAGUUGAAGCGACGAGUCCAGUCCGAGACGAAUCCGCGGGAGGUGCGGCCGCUGAAGAUGCGGAAGCGUAAGGGGGAUAGUGCUGGUACCUAGGAAGGAAGGGCUGAG
Hypoxylon fragiforme is the source of this 886-nucleotide messenger RNA. RefSeq lists its product as uncharacterized. Bases 122 to 871 code for a protein of 249 amino acids. The transcript is spliced from 3 exons. The record is from RefSeq and is a predicted model, not a curated record. Lineage: Eukaryota; Fungi; Ascomycota; Sordariomycetes; Xylariales; Hypoxylaceae.